AACGCUCUUUCUGUUCUGCACUAUUUCGCUUCAGUGUUGGAAGUAUGUCUAUUUGGUAGAUUCUAUAUUUAAGUCCAUUCUUUUUGCUUUGAAAAUGCUCAAGUGAAGAAUGUCCCAAAUGCUGAGAGGCGUUGCUUCGAACGCUCCGCGCCGGCCCAGUAUCAACAACCAUGGAAGAAAUCAGGCUGGACAGAGCAAUUGCACUGCUCUCAUCAGAGAGGUUGAAAGACCGAAAUGAUGCUUUAGCUGAUAUGAAGCAUAUCCUCCAGCGGAAUAAGCAAAGCUCGAAAUUACAUACCGUGGACGACAAAGCUUGCCACAAGAUUUUCGAGUCUUUGUUUCGAUUUGUUGCGGUUGAGAGGACGUCAUACAACCGCGCAAGUUCCAAAGGAGCGUCGAGCACCCGUUUAUCUACAUGCGCGUCCGUUCUUCGGUUAGCAGUCGAUGUCUUCCUACGCAAUUUGCGAUACAAGACCCUUCGCGCCAUUGUUGACCAUGUUACGGAGACUCUGCCGACGCCGGAAGAGGGUCUUUGGGAGCCCUUAAGUGCAGGCUAUACAAAAUGCUUGGUCGCACUUUUGCGUUAUUCACCGCACGUCGAACACUUGAGCAGCAGCGAAUGGGGGAAGCUCAUGAGCUUUUGUUUGAGAAGUCUCGGCGUUGCGGAAGAUGAUAGCCAAACGAGCUUUCGGGAUAGUUUUCGGUCCAGCUUGGAUGAUUAUCUAGAUGUCAGCGGCCGCUCAACCUCAUCGAGACCGACAUCAUCUCUGGCCAUCAGAGAUAAAUAUACAGGCAAUAAAAGUGUCAUUGGAGAGAUAAUACUGUGCAUACAACUUCUAACAGCGAGUCCCAAUGCCCCUGUCCAAGCAAGUGCCGAGAAAAUACUACAUGGGCUGACGGAGUAUGUGAAAUCGUCGCCUGCCGCCGGAAGUGGACAACAAGCUGCAUUCAGUAGCAUAAAUUCAGUCGUCACCAGAGUACUAUUUGAUCAGUCGGACCUCAUCCAAGAGUUUUUGUUUGAUCUCAUUCCUGUAAUCCGACGUCUUUGGAAUACAAAACUUGCAGGUUUGCGGGAUGAAUUGCUCGGAACAAUCAUGCUUUGCACAGUCGUUUUGACCGAUGCAGCUCGAAGAGAACCAUCUGAAUCUCUGUCUCAUUUGAUCGAAAGCCUCAUGAACACGCUUUACUCAGAGUAUAUCAAGCGGCCUGAGAAAGAAAUUUUACAGAUCGAUGAAAUAGCUUUCAACCACAAGAGAUCGGCCAACAUAGACCGAGUAAUCACAGGGCCUCUGUUGGGGAAUGCUAAAUCGGAGCAUAAUUGGACACUUGUUUGGGCCAUUUCGUAUCUGCUCAAACUGCUGGAAGACAUAGCUGCCCGGUUAUCGACAUCUCAAGUCCGGCACGAGGAAGUGCCCAACAAGAAACAGCGUUUGGCUUCAGAGAUAGGAGACGUCUUGCGUGACUCGUUCUCGUCUCUCGGUACAAAGAGAAUUUGCGCAUUGCAGCUUAUUCCAAUUCUCAUAGAGGGCCAAGCCGACAUUGACAAGAAGGUGCUUCUCCUCCAAAAGUUGACACCUAGUAUCCUAGACGACAACGGUACAGUUUCUUCAUGGACAAUGGUGGCCAUUUCAAGCAUUGCCAGCAGUCCAGAUGCAAAAUCGCUCUCUUUGAACAAGCACUGGCACCAAGUUUGGGACCUGGCAUCCCGGGCUUCGACCUCCCAAAGUACAUCCAGAGCUUCCUGCAAUCUCAUGAACAUUAUCCUCCAAUUUGACCUGCUAGAGUACUCCAUCAUGGCUGAGAAGAUUCGUUCAAUGCUUGCUUCUGUCAACCUAAGUGGCGUUUCCACGCUUACGGAUUCGUCGUUAGCCUUCUGGGCUGUGAUAACCCGUAUGGGCGCACAGAUAAACCCUGGUUCCAUGCUGAACGUGUCGAAGCAGGUUUGUGCAUGGCUGCGAGAGGCUUGGGCAAUCGCAGGGACUGUGACUGACAGGAUCCAGACGGCACAAGUUGCUGCGUUUGCACGACCCCUGGACCUUCUAAAUCUGCUGCUAGCCUGCACGAAUAGACCUUUCGAGCUUCCUCAUUCUCCAUUCAGGGGCCCGACAGGUCUUAUUGCGAAGCAUUGGCACUUCUUUCACAGCAACCGAAAUUUGCUCAAUUAUCUUUUUGACCUUGAAGGUGCAAUGCACCCUGUUAAUCCUUGGGUCAUAGCCGAAACGCUAUCCUUAGAACAAUCCACUCGGCAGGAUCCAAAUGAUGCAGUCGUUCUAGAUCUCCUGCAAGCGAAAUCGGAAAUGUUUCUACAAACAUGGCAGUCCUUGUCCGAGGAGAAGUCACACCAUAUCACAGUGGAUGUUUUACAAAUACUUGCUUCCUUUUGCAUUAUGGUUGCCCUUUACGUAGAGUUUUUACCGUCACAGGCUGCUUCUCGUUUGCAGGUCUUGCGGCGCAAUAGCCACAAUCUCUGGAAUAACAUAUGCUCUUUUCUUGCGCACGGCGAAACUAUUCUCAUUGGCGUGUGCUUGGAACCACUGUCCUUCCUCAUGGACUCAACCACGUGCUUCUUCAACCCGCAGUCCAUGGUCUCAAGGGCCCUCAGCUCUCUUGUGCCACCAAUCUCAGCAAUCCUUGAGGCCCAAAGACGGAGUCAAAGUGAACUCUUGCGUGCAAACGAUGACGGAGCUAUGGACCUAGACGACACCUUGUCGAGUGCAGAUGAAUCAUCAGUGGUGAUCGAUCAGAUCAAAAUGUUGAAUAGAGAAGCGCUGCCUCUGAUCUUCGACCCCGCGAGCUUUCAGCGUUGCAUGGCUAUCCGACUGUCCAUCUUCCAGAAAGGAAAGGCAGAUAAUUAUCAACCAGGGAGGUUCAUUGCGAAUGCAGACUUGGUGGGUUACUUGACCCAGCUAGAUGAAGUUGAUUAUCUAGCCGCGCAUGACUGUAUGCCCAAUAUCUAUCAAGCAUGUUCCAGUAUGGACCGGGACACUCUGCUCGAGGUUCUGGAGGACAUUGGAGAGAAAUGCCUACCGAGUUAUGAGCUCGAGCGCUGCGAAAGUUUCCAUGGUCUUUGCAUUCGCAUGAUGGCCAGUUGGGUCAGUUCAUGGACCAAUAUGCAGGAUGACACCCUUAGCGAAUCGGCCUCUGACAUGUACAAUUGGUUCAUGGAGGUCCUUGUGGCAAGGAGAAAAGCUUCGUCCAGGGUGCACGUGGCGCUUUCCGACCUGCUAGGGGCUGUCAUAAGUUCUAAUCCAACAUACACGAACGACCAAUCUAGCCCUUCCCCACGGACAAGUCUCUUGACAAUCCUCUGGGAGGGAGAUGCCCCGGUAAAGUUCAGCGCUGCUAACCUGUUACCCGGUUUAUUUGGUCAGUUUCCACUCAAAGACCACGAUGCCAUUUUUGACGAUGUAUUGGAGAGUUUGCCCCGAGACCCAGACUGGGAUGAGGGCAUAGCCCUUCGCCUAUACAUACUGGCCCAAUUGGCAUCCCAGUGGCAUACUUUGCUUCGCAGAAGCAUUUACCAUAUGUUCGAAACUCCUGCUCAAGUGCCACAUUCUCUUUGGUAUGCUGAGAAGUGUUUGCGUGAGGUUGCAAAAACACUUGGUCUCGAAGAUGCGAGAGAGUUAUUUCGACUCUUUUCCUCGCAGAUUCUGUACACUUGGACCGAAUCUCAGUCAAUCAAGUCCAUGCCUUUCAGCUUGUUUGGAUACACAAGUCUUAGUGACAUGUUGAAGGACGUGCAGGACGAGGUCGUGGGCCAAAUCAUGAUGCGUGCGAAUGGAGAUGAGGCAGCCGAACUUUCGGAAUUUGUGAACACCCCGUUUGAAAAGCUUUUGGAGGAAUCCUUUUACAAAGCCGAGGCAUACAGUAUCGCCCGCGACAUCAGUAUCCCACCUGGUCAAGGGCAUCAUCCCAAAGGGGUUGAAACGGGGGUGAAGAAAGCUCUAGGGACUGAUCGCUUUGUGAAACUGGUUGAGAAACAGUUUCCCUCAGUAAUCGCCACAUUCUUCAAGACACUUGAUCAUUACGGCCAGAUUGAAAGAGCUUUCUCAAAGCGCGAGAACUUCCAGGGAGCGCUUGAUAUCCUGCAACACAUCACUGCCAAAAGCUCAUCUAUAAUAACACUUCCCGCCAAUCAACAACCGUCUUUCAGGGCACGAUAUCUUUUAGAUGAGCUUGAAUUUCUUUGCAAACGCAGCGGAUAUGAAUUUGAAACGAUAUGGACCCCUACAUUGGUAACAUUCGUUGGCAGGACUCUAAUCGAGUCGAUACACCCAGCACUUGGGUCCUUACAUGCGUGUUCUGUCAUCCGGAAGAUCAGAAUCCUCGUUUGCGUGGCUGGUCCUGUCAUGCUCCAAGAAUAUCCCUAUGAAAUGAUGAUCCAUGCCCUUCAACCUCUCCUCACCGAUAUCUACUGCUCAGAGGAUGCUUUGGGGAUUUUCUGGUACCUUCUUGAGACUGGAGAACCUUAUAUGACUGAGAACCCAUGCUUCGUGGCCGAGGUUGCUGUCAGUACCUUCGCGUCCUUGAAAAAGUUCCUAGAAUCAUCUCCAGAAAGUACAGCACAGGAAAACCAAUUCAGGAUAGCUCUGGCAAAGAUUCGGGAAUUCCUAAAGUGGUUCAUUGGAUUUCUGGACGGAUACAGUUCACCCGCCCUGGACGCAGAAAGAAAAGAGGCAUUCAGGCGACUGUUGAAGUCUUCACAGCAUAUAUCCAAUACCGGGGCCUCCGCAAACGGCGCAAAGGAACAUGAGCUACUACUUGAAAUCCUUAGAGAUCAGAAUGCUGGACAAAGCCUGCUUAGCAAGCCAAUCUCAGAUCAUGUGGUUUCCCUGCUUUGUGCUGACUCAAAAGUGCUGCCCGAUUAUCGCAGUGCCAUCAUCGGUAACGCCAAUGACCCUGUCGCAAGUACAACUGCGAUAUAUAAGACGCUUCAGAACUUCAAGCCAGGGCCUGAAUACCGGCUGUGGGCUGCGAGAGUCAUUGGGGGAGCUUUUGCAACCACAGGGAAAAUCAGUGAUGUGCUUUCGAGAGAACAAGAUCCUUCCCUAUUUGACAUACACGAACUUCCAUUAAUGGAUGAUUGGUGCAUUUCGAAGGCUAGGGUAAUCCGGGUGCUUUGCAACAUGCUACAAAGCAGCAGUCAUCUCGAAGUUGGCCUUGUCGAACGGACGUUGCAGCUGAUUGUGAGCAGAAUCCAAGAAACCCAAGAAUUCAACGGGUGUGCAGCCGUGAUACCACUGCCUUUGAUGAAUUCUCUCAUUUGGAGCCCCUAUCACUGUCCUGUCCUACCGCUCUCGACCUUUGAAGAGAAUUGGUCGGAACAGCAGACAGGUUGGCCUGAGAUCUCAGCUGACGGUUUUGCUCGGCAAAUUGCACUGUUUCUGUCGAAAUCUGCUCCACAGAACCCUGUGAUUGGACCACUACAGAAGGUUCUCAAUGCAAUACCUGGUCUAGCAGCUCAGCUAUUGCCGUUCAUUAUCCAUGAUAUUCUGCUGUCAGAGUUUCAUGGGGAAGCAAGGGUCCGUGACAGUUUGUCAAACGUUUUCAAAGAAGCCUUGUACGGGGUUGAAAACAGUACGAUCCCGCAUGUACGACUCAUCAUUGAUUGUCUUCUCUAUCUUCGGGAUCAGCCACGGCCUCGCGAGACUAAGAUCGUGGACCGUGACGAGUGGCUUGAUAUCGACUACGGAGAAGCGUCGGCAGCCGCGAAUAAAUGUCAUUUGCCCAAGACAUCACUGCUAUUCCUCGAGGUCCAUGCAUCCCGGGUAUUGACUAGUGCUCGCCGUUCUUCGCUUGCAAAAUACGAGCCUCCAUCCGACCUUUUGCAUGAUAUCUUCAAGGAUAUAGAUGACCCAGAUCUUUAUUACGGCAUUCAAAAAAAGGCUUCGUUAGACUCGGUGAUGGAGACCCUUGAGUAUAAGAGCUCAAGUUUCAAGAACCUCCUCUUCCAAAGCGCGCAAUAUGAUAGCGAGAUUCAAAUGGGAGAUGGAUCCAGCAGAUAUGGUAUUCUCAAGGCUCUUAACUCUACUAACCUCCAGGGAAUCGCCAAUUCCAUGGUCUCUGUUCUCGGGGAUAUGAAUGAUGCGUCAGAGUCUUUCGAUAGCAUGUUGCAGUCUGCAACAAGCCUACGGCAGUGGGAUAUUCCUGUUUCCCCCGUUAACUCCUCACCUGCCGCGACGGUUUUCAAAGUUUUUCAGAGUCUCAACACUUCGGAAGUCUUACCCGAAGUUUCUACGUGUCUGGAUGACUGCCUUUUGUCUACCUUGGAUUCAUUAACGAAAACAGAUCGGUCUGCUACAUCUCUCAGAACGGCAACAAGAGUUUUAGGCAUUCUGACAGAGGUAAAUGAUAUCGUGAGCGCUAGGUCUAUCGAAGAGGUAAACCAAGGAUCACUGGACAUAAUGACCAGAAAUUCCUGGCUAAAGACCACGAGCGUGCACGAGAUAGGGGAGAUAUUGAGUUAUCAUGAGGCAUUGUUCUCUUCAAUAAAGCUGAAAAAUUACCUGAAGUCUGCCAUGAAUUUAAGAGAUGACGAUGCACAGCUGCUAGAGGUAAAGGUAAUUAGGCGGUCACUUGAGAUUGCAAGGAACCACGACAUGCCUCAAGCCUCGCUGAAGUCAGCUAUAUGCCUUUCAAAGCUCGCACAAGCAUGUUCCUCGAAAGAUAUCAACAUAGAAGGAGCGGCGAAAUUUGACCUGGCAAACGUUCUAUGGGAUCAGGGCGAAAUGACUACUUCCAUUCGGAUGCUUCAACAGCUGAGUGGUCAGAAACAUCUUCAUGAGCAGGCAGUUCCCAUUAGCCGUGCAGAACUUCUCGUUACGCUGGGUCACCAUGUUGCCGAAGCCCGCUUGGAAGUGCCAGAGGUCAUCAUACAAGAGUAUUUGGAUCCUGCAGUGAAGGAGUUAAAAGACCGCUCUGAAGGGGAAGACGCCGGUCGAGUGUACCAUGGAUUUGCCAUGUUCUGCGACCAACAGCUACAGAAUCCGGAUGGCUUGGAAGACUUCAACCGAGUUGAACAGAUCCGUAACCGCAAGGAGCGAGAACUCGACGCCCUAGAGAGCUUGCUGAAGAAAGCACAAGGGAGGGAACGGGAGAAUCUCAAGAACCACCGGGCGAAAGCUAAGCAAUGGUUUGACCUUGACGACAUGGAGUAUCAACGUCAUCUGGAAAGUCGAGAAGCUUUCAUGCAGCAAUGCCUUGAGAAUUACCUCCUUUGCUUGAGGGAAAGUGAAACCUACAAUAAUGACAUACUUCGAUUUUGUGCACUCUGGCUCGACAACUCAGACAGCAAAAUCGCAAAUCAGGCUGUCUCUCAAUAUCUCAACGAGGUGCCAAGCCGCAAAUUUGCGCCGUUGAUGAAUCAGUUGACUUCGCGUCUGCUCGAUAUCACAGAUGACUUCCAGAACUUACUCACCAAGCUAAUCUACCGCAUCUGUGCCGAGCAUCCUUACCACGGAAUGUAUCAGAUCUUUGCCAGCAGCAAAUCCAAGGGCGGAAAGGACGAGGUGAGCCUGUCGCGACAUCGGGCUGCUGUCAGAUUGGUGGAUAGCCUGAAAAGCGAUAAAGGAAUAGGGUCAACCUGGGUUGCCAUUCACAACCACAAUAUCGAUUAUGUGCGAUUUGCGAUUGACCGGGUGAACGAGAGAUACAAGAGUGGUGCAAAGAUACCGCUCAGGAAAUUGCCCACCGGCCAACGUCUUGAAGACGAUGCUGCGUUGCAAAAGCUUCCACCUCCUACGAUGAACAUUGAUCUCCGUGUGGAUGGUGACUACACAAACGUUCCUAAGUUGGCUAAGUUUCUUCCUGAGUUUACGCUUGCUUCUGGCGUUAGCGCGCCUAAGAUUGUCACGGCUAUUGCAACGAACGGGUUGAGAUACAAACAACUGUUCAAAGGAGGGAAUGAUGAUCUCCGUCAAGACGCGAUAAUGGAACAAGUGUUCGGGCAAGUUAGCAGUCUGCUCAAGGACCAUCGAGCCACACGGCAGCGGAACCUGGUCAUUCGAACAUACAAGGUUCUUCCGUUGACUUCCAAUGCGGGAAUCAUCGAAUUCGUGCCGAAUACGAUUCCAUUGCAUGACUAUAUAUUGCCGGCGCACCAGAGAUAUUACCCGAAGGACAUGAAGCCAAGCAUUUGCCGAAAGCACAUUUCCGACGUCCAGACACGUAACAACGAGACCCGAGUCCGAACAUACAAUCAGGUGGCCGAAUCUUUCCGACCUGUCAUGCGGUACUUCUUCAUGGAAAGAUACAACAAUCCCGACGACUGGUUCGACAAGAGGCUCGCGUAUACGCGAAGCACAGCAGCCAUCUCAAUUCUCGGACAUGUUCUCGGGCUUGGUGAUCGACAUGGCCAUAACAUCCUGAUGGAUGAGCAAACCGGAGAAGUGGUACACAUUGACCUUGGAGUAGCUUUCGAGCAAGGACGCAUUCUUCCCAUUCCCGAAGUCGUUCCCUUCCGAUUGACCCGAGACCUCGUUGAUGGGAUGGGUAUCACCAAGACCGAAGGUGUCUUCCGCCGCUGCUGCGAGUUCACCCUUGAAACUCUCCGGCAGGAAUCCUACAGUAUCAUGACUAUUCUCGAUGUCCUCAGAUACGAUCCACUUUACAGCUGGUCGUUGUCUCCCCUGCGGAUGAAGAAGAUGCAAGACCAACAAGAGGCGGGUGAUGCUCCGCAGCUGCUCGGAGCAGGUGACCAACGGGCAGACAAUGAGCCCAGUGAAGCUGACCGGGCGUUGAAGGUUGUUGAGAAGAAACUGAGCAAGACGUUGAGUGUCACGGCUACUGUCAACGAAUUGAUUCAGCAGGCAACUGAUGAGAAAAACCUUGCUGUCUUGUAUUCGGGCUGGGCUGCAUAUGCAUAGUUGGUAUGAUUUUGGGAGUUGAUUGAAGUUCACCAAGUGAAUAGGAGUUUCGGAUGGGAAAAAUGACAUGUAAAUAUGAGGUACGAAGAAGUGUAUAUUGAAGAAUGAAAGCAUGCUAUAUAUUCUUGACG
Messenger RNA from Aspergillus glaucus CBS 516.65, 8995 nucleotides. It is a transcript of the gene atmA, whose product is annotated as DNA-binding protein kinase TEL1. The transcript has 8 exons. The coding region runs from base 171 to 8864 and encodes 2897 amino acids. NCBI's taxonomy places the organism in Eukaryota, Fungi, Ascomycota, Eurotiomycetes, Eurotiales, Aspergillaceae. Gene Ontology annotation, molecular function: protein serine/threonine kinase activity; protein binding. Gene Ontology annotation, biological process: DNA repair. The record is from RefSeq and is a predicted model, not a curated record.